GCCCCUGAAGGUGUCAUAACUGUGCUCUCUCUCCCUCUCUCACUCUCUAUCACCGCCUUUCUGAUCUUUAAAAGCCUCCCUCACAGUCGGAUCGUAUCCCUCUGGCUGCCGCGCGACCGAACAGGGCUGAGCACCAAGCUGAAACAGAGGAACGUGUAAAGAAAACAGAGAACAGGGGGGUAGAAAGAGGAACACGAACGUCCAGAAAUAGCAUCAGCCACGUCCGUACAAGCAUACGAGGGAGCAUGGAGAACCUCCUGAGACCAGAGCGCAAGAAGAUGCCUUUCCUCUCCAACUUGACCGCUAUCGUGCUGUUGCUGGUGGCUCACUGUGGAUCCUGGACCACGGCCAGCCGCUUGGGCCCCCACAAGCUCUGUCCAUCCUGCAAAGACUCACUGGGUUCGGGCCGAGCCUCACGGGACCAUGUAGGGGCGUCCAACACGGCUGUCCUGGCUUUGGGGGAGCCAUGUGGGGUCUACACCCUGAGCUGUGCCAAGGGCCUGCGCUGCAUGCCUCCUCCGAAGGAGCACAGCCCACUCCAGGCUCUGCUGCAGGGCAGGGGCAUCUGCGCCAAGCACAACAAGAUGGGUCCCACAGAGAGACCGCACCCCGCAGGUCCGCAUCCUUCACACAGCAGUGAAAUUGAUAAGGCUCCGUGCCGGAAGCUGCUCAAUGCUGUGCUGCGGAGUCUCGAGCUCACCGUUUUCCAGUCUGACCGUGAUAUCUACAUCCCCAACUGUGACACUCGUGGCUUCUACAGAAAAAAGCAGUGUCGCUCCUCCAAGGGCAUGCAGCGUGGCCACUGCUGGUGCGUGGACGAGCUUGGGGUCACCAUUCCGUCCCGUGCGGGCGAGGACGGCGCCCUACCCUGCGAUGGAGAGUGACAGGCGGCAAGCGGCCCCACAGCGCUGAGCCAGGAGGAAGAAGAGGGAGAGGAGGGACGCAGGGAGAGGGGAUGACAAUUUUAGCUUGCGCUGAACACUGCCUGGCCUGGAGACACCAGGGAGAAAGUCACACCAUAUGGGAAACAAACACCCACGUCCAACCAAUCCUGACCAAUCCAAAACCAAGGUCCAUGCCCACUGCCAUAAAGCUGCCGCAAUCUUGUGGAUCAGGCAUGGGCAGUGUAAGCACAGAGCCAACGUUUAAGCUGUGGUAGGCCGCCAAGUCCCUAAGAGCUAAGGCCCUGGCCCCCAAACAGUAAAGCCCCUUUCUUUGCCAUAGCCAUCACUGCCUGUGUCUUGUGUCUUUCCAAGUAGGCUGUAAUACUGUUAAAUCAGGUGGGGCUGCCAAUUUGCAUUUAACUAACCCCUUCCUCUCCCACCAUCCCCUCUCCCUCUCUCCAAAGAUACACUGACUUAAACUAUUACGUAUGAAAGCGAAAUAUACCUUUCCGUCUAAUUUAUUCUGGAGUAUUACUCUGUUUCCUCGAAGACUCACGUACUUCUGAACUGUUGCCAUGUAACCAAGACAUCGACACACUAUCCUAUGUGCACAUGAUUUGGGAAAGCAUUCAGUCCUUUCUUUUGUGUCAAAGUGACACGCUACCCGCUAAUACAUAGUGGAUUGUUUGUACAUAAAUGCAUUUUUUUUGUUUGUUUUUGUGGUUGAUAGCUAACAUGGGUGACACGUUCCUGAGAGCUGAUGGCUGUUACUCUUUCUGAGAAGUUGUUAGGCAUAUUUUUAUAUACUUCAAUAUUAUAUUUUAUAUAUAAAUUGCAGGUUUAUUUAAUGAACUACAAUGCCAUGUAUUUUUAUAUUGUCAGCAUUUUUUCAUUAUCGAGGCACUCAUAAAAGAAAAAGCAGUGAAUACCAAACUUUAAUGGCACAUUUAUGAAAAGAAGCACACUCAUUUAAGCUUACCCUCCAGUUAUCUCGUACUGCUUAAAAUCAUUAUUAUUUCUUUUUCUGACGGUUGCUAUUUAUGUUGAGUCCGAAUUGGAAUGUACUAUGACAAUGCUUGAUUUCAAACAAUUUCUAAUUCUGUUGUAAUGCAGCAUUUCAGGAUUUUCCUUCCAAAGUCUGAUAUACAGUAUUUUCUCAAACCCAAAUGCAUAGAGGAAAUGAAAGUGCACAAAAAGCUGUGUGAUGACUCCCAAUUCACACUCAUUCUCUUGUAUUGGUGUGUGUGCCAGUGGUUGCAGGUCCUUGCAAAGGAGGUGCAAAAAAAGAAACAAAAAAAAAAUAAAAGUAUUAAUAUGGACGAAAAACACAUAUAAGCUAUAUUACCUUAUAAA
Molecule: messenger RNA, 2237 nt
Organism: Pygocentrus nattereri (red-bellied piranha)
Lineage: Eukaryota; Metazoa; Chordata; Actinopteri; Characiformes; Serrasalmidae
Gene: igfbp6b
Product: insulin-like growth factor binding protein 6b
Exons: 4
Coding region: 246-884 (212 amino acids)
Biological process (GO): regulation of insulin-like growth factor receptor signaling pathway
Cellular component (GO): extracellular region
Molecular function (GO): fibronectin binding; insulin-like growth factor I binding; insulin-like growth factor II binding
Source: RefSeq, a predicted model, not a curated record